AUGCCUGAGUUCAUACUACAUUCGCCGACCCGCCCUCGCAUCAUCAACGACAUCCACUCUGCAGGAUGUUUCGCGCCGUCCCAGCCAUCGAGCUAUGGCGCGUUCUCGGAGGACUUCUGCAAAUCCUCUGCGCCGCCGCCGUCGCCGGUGAAGAGGAGUCAAGCGAAGGAGAAUGUGCAUCCCGCGGUCGACGCCGUCGCCGUUAGCAAGGCUCUCUUGACUUUUGAAGACAAGCCAAAGCGCGCGCCCCUUGAUUCCUUCGUGGAACAUCUCGCCAACCACGAAGAUACGCCCGUUACGCCGAGCUCAACAUCUCGCCCCGCAACGCCGCCGACGUCCGAUGGUCCCGCGCUGAAGGAGGCGCUGGGCGCCUUAAUGUCCUUUGCUGACUCUCUCGCGGAUACAGCGCCGUCGUCGCCAGCAAAGGGUCAGGAGGGGACCUUCGUUGUAAGCGAAAGCGUCAAGAGGGAGCUAUUGAAUGCUCUCCUGACCAUCGCGCACAACGACGAGCUUUCAUCGGGGCAGAAAUCGGCCAACCAGGUCGAAGGCGGGAUGGAGGCCAUUACGUCCGGAGUAGCGGAGGAGAGUGUUCCCGCUGCGAAGACUGUCGCGUCGGAGACCAGCAAGGCCGCUGAGCACGAGGCUACUCUGGCCGUUUGUGCUGUUAAUGAUAUUGGGGCCGUACCACUUGCAAGUAACGCCGGUUCUACUGAGAGCGUUCUUGGUGAGAACUUCGUACACUUCUCUACUGAUAUGCGGACAGCUAACCUUAGACCAGCCUCGCCAAACGUUACCGCCUCCGUCAUCGCCGUCACAACUACUCCGCAGGUUCUCAACGCAAACGGCAAGCGUCCCGCGGACGAAGACGGGGGGAUGAGAUGCUACUACAAGCACAACACCGUCGAUGUCAACGAGGACAUCAUCAUACAGGUUGGCGAUGCGUACGAGGUUAAGCACCCUCCUCGCGAGUACGACAUUGAAGAGAUAGGCUUGACAUGUUGGGGAGAUAUCUUGCCUGUCGCCUGUGUGGAGGUGGAGAACGCCAUGGCUCAUGUGAAGCGGAGGACCGAGUCUCGAAAGAAACGCUGCCCCGCCUGCUUCUGA
Peniophora sp. CBMAI 1063 is the source of this 1104-nucleotide messenger RNA. NCBI's taxonomy places the organism in Eukaryota, Fungi, Basidiomycota, Agaricomycetes, Russulales, Peniophoraceae. The record is from the annotation of a GenBank genome assembly.